Zootermopsis nevadensis is the source of this 4084-nucleotide messenger RNA. RefSeq names its product Smg5 nonsense mediated mRNA decay factor (gene Smg5). Gene Ontology annotation, molecular function: telomeric repeat DNA binding; protein binding; telomerase RNA binding. The record is from RefSeq and is a predicted model, not a curated record. Gene Ontology annotation, cellular component: telomerase holoenzyme complex. Lineage: Eukaryota; Metazoa; Arthropoda; Insecta; Blattodea; Termopsidae. Gene Ontology annotation, biological process: nuclear-transcribed mRNA catabolic process, nonsense-mediated decay.
AAUGAAGCAUAAAGGUACAUGGUAUCAUGAACAGCAAAUUUUACUACCCAAUUUUAGUGGGAAAUGAACAAAGUCUAUUGCAAAUAUUAAGGACAAAGAUGAGUUGACAUUAUGAAGAAGUCCUACAAUCCGAUUUCGGACGUAAGAAACGAGAACGUCGAGUUAUCAAGACGUCUUUACAGAGCAAUAUCUGAUGCCUCUAGACAUCUGGAUGACCGUCGUGGAAGGGCCCAAACAUGCAAUGACUUGUUCUUGCCUAAUGUGGAGACCCAACGGGUGAAGCUGAGAGAAUACUGUGAGCGCUUGAUUUUCUCAGAUCCUGUAGGCUAUGGGCGGAAGGGAGAAGAACUCCUGUGGAGGAAGGGCUACUAUGAUGUUGUCACAACAGCCAAAAGGCUCAGAAAGAACAACACAUGGAGCCCUCAGGAAGUAGCACACAUGCAGAGCCAUCUAGCAGCAGGAGUGGGACAUUAUCAUCAUCUUUUGUUUCGGCUACAGAUUGAAUUCAAGCUGGAUCUUUAUGGACUUGUUGAUUUUCCAUUAAUAUUGUAUGAUGAGGGAUUAAAGAAAGACAAAGCGUCGUCAUCCAGCAAAGCACUGGAAAGUAACUGUGUGGAUUGGGCUAAGCAGGCUGUGCACCGAUGUUUGGUUUAUCUGGGUGAUCUGAGUCGCUACUUCUUAGAUCUGCACCCUCACUGGGAUACUGGGCUAGCUGUGCGCUAUUAUUUGCAAGCACUGAAUAUGAAUGUAGAUGUUGGGAUGCCUCACAACCAACUGGGCACGCUAUCAGGGACGUGUAAUUACGGGCUGGAUGCAGCGUACUAUUACAUGCGAUGUUUGAUGUGUAAGCAGCCAUUUGAAGGUGCAGAAGGUAAUUUGGAAAGGUUGCUGGAGAAAAGUACGCAGUGGUUAGAACAGCACUGUGACAACCAGUACCAAGUUGAAGAUGCGUUGUCAGUUCAGCCUGCUGAGCGCAUUCACAGACUGAUAGCAAGAUUCCUGCUACUUACUGACGUAUGGUUCUUUGAUAGGAAGUCGCUGGUUGAGAGUAAUCAAGUGUGCCAUCAACUGUUACUAGACCUACAGCACUGCAUGGCACUUCCGAAGCCAUUCGCAGGUGGCAGUAAAUGUGAGAUGAAAGGAGGGCAGUUAGAUGAGGAACAUCUGUCACUCUUUCAGAGAAGCGAGGAAAAUCAAGAAAGACCAGAAUAUCUCGGGGAUGAUCUCAUCUUCAAAAUGGUUGUCAUGUCACUCCUGUGUAUCACAAAAUUGCAGACUAGCGGUUCACAACAAGCAUCUGCUGUAGUUGGAUUCAUAUUAGCCAUGUUUUCUCAGUUGGUCCAGCAAGUAAUCCAUCGCAUUCAAGAUUCAGUUUUCGAUAUAUCAUUUCCAUCUUUUGCUCUCCCUCCGACCACUACUGCUACUUCACUUGAGCUUAACUUAACUGCCCUCUCUCCUGGAGACUGCAACAUCAAGAUACCGUCUGAUGGAAUGGCUGUUAUUCGGCAGCCGUCAGAUCAGUCCGCUGCCUGCGAAAGUACCGUGGCUUUGGUAAACGGACGUGCUGGGGAGAAUGACUGUCAAGACACUAAAGCCGUCAUGAAGAAAAAGAUAUCUAAACGGUUGCAAAGGCUGAGGAGCCGCAGACGUAGGAGGAGACGCUUGAACAGCUCUGAGGAUUCUGAUUUAAGUGAUGGUGAUUUCCCAUAUGGUGAUGGCACUUCGAGUUCAGACGACGGGAAUUCAAAUAUAAGUGAGAGUACAGAACUAGAUCUGGACUUGAGCUCCGACGUUGAGGAAGAUGAUGAUGAGGAAGACGAGGGCGAUCAAAGCCCCAAAAUGCUGCAUAUCAAUUCUGACAGCUCCAAAGUCGCAGUGAAGCGCGGCAAAACACUUGACCAAGACGCUACUAAAGAUGAAUUAAAUAAAUGCAAUGGGUUGAAAUCCGGGAAGAAAGGCGACAGAAAUCUCGCCAGUCCGCUCAUAAAUACCAACGGCUCGGUUAAGGAUGAAGGUAGCUGUCGCGAUAGUGUGAUGAUUAGCGGUGGAAGUUUAAAUAAUUUUGAAGCAGUAGCAAUUAAAGAAAUUAACGCUGAAGACAAGGACGUGGAUAAAAACAGAAUGAAGAAUGGUCAAGUGCUAGAUCCAGCAGAUGCGAUUGAGUUUGUUGCUGGAGAGAGGCUUCUGCACGCAAUUAAAGUGUGCGCCGACUGGCUCCGCGGAGACGGCGACGCAAUAAGAGCUUGCGGACGUGAAUCCCAAACUCUUCUGUCCAGAUUUGUAACUCUGUUGAACCUCAUCAAUGUGAAUGCAGAUGCGUUUGAGAAAGGAUCAGAUGUUGACCAGUUGUUUAAACUGAAAAAUAUUGCGGAGAUUUUCAGGAAAGUUCCCUUACCAGAGGAUGUGACACUGAAAGGUCUGUCGUCGUUGAAGACGAGCCAUGCCGCUAUAGAUUGGGAAUACCUUCGUCAUCACUGUCUGCUUGUGAAUGAAGAAGCCUUACUGCGUGUGUACAAACUGGUGGACUUUGGCCACUUCGUUGCUUCCGUCCCGGAUACAGGAGUGAGUUACAAUUCGGAGCAGAAGCUGUUCGCCUUCGUCGGCGAAACUGGCAGAGUCCCGGGUGAAAUCUCAAAAGACAAGAUUAAAGAGACUGCUACAGCCAAUGUGCCGGAUGUUAAUAAUGCUGGAACCAACGAUCAGUCAGCAUCUGCCUCAAAGCCAGAAACAUCGUCUCGCCGAGGGCAAUUGAUGCAUCACAUGGGUCAACUGUGGCUCCGUGCAGAAGUACGCGAUUUGGAGUCUCGAGUUCGACAUCGAGGUGCUGCCUUUUCACCUUACCUUGCUGUUGAUAGUGAUGCCCUCAUUCAUCACAUGCACUUUGUGAAACAGUUGGUUGGAGCCCACAAAUUCAUCAUCCUCAUUCCAUCUGUUGUUCUGUCAGCACUAGACGAGUUGAAGAGAGAGGUCGGAAAAGCUCGUGAGACAAUUCGUUGGCUUGAAUCUCAGUUCCAAAGAGGUAACCGUUUCCUGCGAGCCCAGCGAUCUCAUGAGCGUCUUCCUCUGCCCCUCAUCAAGUACCCCAAGAAGAAGGAUAAAGAGGCGUGGCUGUUUUUCCAAGUGGUAGAAUGCUGCCACUAUUUCAGCCAGCAGACCGGAGUACAUGAGAGACAUCCUGAGGUAGCCCUGGUUACACUUCUGACUGGGGGUGGCGCCAAAGACGAAGCCAGUAAAGGCUUCAGUUUCUUGGGGAUUGCCACAUCAGCAGGCAUCAACUUGGAGCAUAUAGAGUCAUUUCACGCUAAAUGGAAAACAUCGAGUAAGAGCCAUGGCUGACUCCUCACUUCCUGUACCAGCGAGAGAAGCUGGACGAAGCUACGACGACGACCACCACCGCCCCUUAUAGCUAAGGAGGAAUGCUGGGCAGAAGUGGGGGGGGGGGACAUUGGGUGUAAGACAGAUGACAGAAAACGAGUGGGGAGAGAGGUACAAGUUGUAAUUGGCUAUCGAUACAGGGAGAGCGUAAUUCUGUAAUGAUUACGUUUGAUGCAGUAUAAUCGGUAUAUAAUGUUUUUUCAUUGAAUAAUCAAGUUUACUGCUGUAUUUUGCUUUGGAUUUAAGUUUGUGGAAAAUUUUUAAACUUACGUCAGAGAGCGCGUGGAGAUUUCUCGAUAAUGUUGUACGGGUUAUACUGUAAGUCGCGCGGAUGGAUUCGGCGAGAAGGCGAAGUAUCCCGACUGAUUUCAGAUAAUUAUUUAAGUAUUUCCAGAAUCUAGGUGUUAUUCUAUCUUUCGUUUUAAUUAAAAUAAAUAUAUGUAACACUAUGCGCAUUUGCGUAGAUCUUUCUACGUUUCCUUCGUAAUACUUUCCUUGUCUUUUGAAACUUGUGCGCAGGAUUGGCGACUCUUUAAUUUUAACUUCUAAUGGGUGCCAAUGGUGUUAUCAGUCACAGAAUUUGCAGGAUUGAUGACGGUAUGAAAACUGAGGGGGGGAAAAAGUAAUCUUAAAGUUUUAUUAUGUAACGGUGGGUAUCCAAGACAUUGUUUAUAAUAUCGUGUCUUAAAAUUAUGUAUUAUUCAGAAUA